AAAAGGCCCUGUAGCUUGGUCUGAGUGGUGGGGCUGAGGGGCUCACCCUCCCUCAUCACUGAGAAGUAGCAGAACCCAUCCUCUCCUUUCUGUCACUAGGGGUUUAAAUACUGGGACGUCCCCACUGCUACCCCAUAAGAAGUGAGGCCAGAGCCGGGGAAAAGCCACAGCUUUCUGUGAAGGACUGAGCUGAGAGGCAGCAAAGAGAAAGGACCAAGCCUCUGGGAGUAUCUGGGGAUUUUGCUCUGAGGUGCAUCCCAGCGCGGCACAUGAGGCAGCUCAAAGAGGCUCUUAUCUCGGCAGCUCGCUCUUGCUGCCUUUGAAGUAUGUGGUAAUGGUCCAGGCGUCUGGCAGAGCAAAUAACCAACCCCAGCUUUUUCCACCUACACACAAACCUUGGGACAGAGGUGCUUUAAGAAGCCAGCACUGACAAAUGCAAAAAACAUGCUCCUCUUCCUGCAGAUACCUCUGUUUCCUUGGCUCUGCUCUGGUUUUUUGAGGUCCUGCCGUGUAUAAAGAGGAACCAGAACAGCCCUUGGCUCAGUCCUUUCUCCAGGCAUCAGAGGCAGUUGAAGAAGCAAGGGGCUCAAUGUGCUGGGCAGACCUGCUUGUCCUUCUCCCUGCAGCCCUGUACCGGCUGGCAGCUUUCCCCUUUGCUGCUCUCUUCCACCACCUCUGUGCUUCAGGGCGCCUCUCUCUGACUGCCUGGUACAUAUUCCUCCUCACUGGAGGAUGUCUCUUUGCUGGCACAGCCAUGGGCAGCUACGCCAUGUUGCUCCUCAUCUCUGCUGCUGGCUCUGUGCUCGUCCUCCUCUCCAUCAGCGCAGCUUGUGCCCACACCUGGGUCUUCGCCCUCCAGAUGUCCUGGCAGACACUCUGCCACCGGGGUCUGAGCAGCCAGGAGCUGGACCCACAGGAUGCCAGGCCAGCCAUCGCCCUCUCUGCCAUCAUGCUGCUCACGCAGAAGGCUACGUCUCUGGCCCCGGACAUCCACGAAGGGGUCGUGAGGCUCCAGCUGGGCCAGGGGCUUUUGCAGUGCGCGCUGCCCCUCUGCACCUGCGUCUGGGCGCGGGCCCUGCUCCUCAGGCUGGCCUACUGUUGGCACUGGGUGCUGGAUGAGGCCCUCCUCGAGGUGGCAGGCUUCAAGCCGGAGGCAGGCCAGGGAGACCUUUCCGUCCACGACCUGUGGACACUGGAGACCACCCACCGCCUGGCCGUCUUCACCCGAACCUGGAACACGAGCACAUCCCACUGGUUGAGGAGACUUGUUUUCCAGCGCUGCCCGGCCCAGCCACUCCUAGCUACCUUUGCCUUCUCUGCCUGGUGGCACAGCCUCCGGCCUGGGCAGGUCUUUGGUUUCCUGUGCUGGGCUGUCAUGGUGGAGGCCGACUACCGCAUCCAUCCCUUCCUCAGUGCCUGGGCCACCUCCCAGGGUGUGAAGCUCCCCUACCGUGGCACAACCUGGGUCUUCACGCAGCUCAUUGUCGCCUACAUCCUGGUGGCUGUGGAGACCGAGAGCUUCUCCAUGCUCUACCUGCUCUGGACUUCCUGCAACAGCAUCCUUCCCCUCUCCUAUGGCUUUGCGCUGCUGCUGCUGCUGCUUGCCAAGAAGCUGAAGCAGAACUGA
Molecule: messenger RNA, 1627 nt
Organism: Pygoscelis adeliae (Adelie penguin)
Lineage: Eukaryota; Metazoa; Chordata; Aves; Sphenisciformes; Spheniscidae
Gene: MBOAT4
Product: membrane bound O-acyltransferase domain containing 4
Exons: 4
Coding region: 590-1627 (345 amino acids)
Biological process (GO): peptidyl-serine octanoylation; lipid modification
Cellular component (GO): endoplasmic reticulum membrane
Molecular function (GO): serine O-acyltransferase activity
Source: RefSeq, a predicted model, not a curated record